Molecule: messenger RNA, 2833 nt
Organism: Magallana angulata
Lineage: Eukaryota; Metazoa; Mollusca; Bivalvia; Ostreida; Ostreidae
Product: hepatocyte growth factor receptor-like
Exons: 13
Coding region: 1-2817 (938 amino acids)
Biological process (GO): regulation of cell migration; regulation of cell shape; semaphorin-plexin signaling pathway involved in axon guidance
Cellular component (GO): semaphorin receptor complex
Molecular function (GO): semaphorin receptor activity; protein binding
Source: RefSeq, a predicted model, not a curated record
AUGACUUCCUGGAUCGUCGCCUAUCAUAUAGAUCUUAAAGUUUAUGAUGAAUCAAUAUUUCUUUAUUUCAGCAUUUUGCCUUUAACUCUUCUAUUAGUACUUAUCCCAACACUGAAUGCAUUUUUCAAAACAGUCUCUGUACCGUUAAAAUAUGCUCCUCUCCGACGGAUUUCAGUGAAACCGGCGAAUGGGGAUAUUUAUAUAGGUGGUAAAAAUAUAGUUCUCCAUCUUGACAGCAACUUUGAUCUUCUGAAAAACAAAACCAUUGGUCCGCAACCAGAUAAUAAAAUGUGUGCCCCCAACCAGUUGUUUUGUGAUAAUAAAAUGACAGACAACUAUGUCGAAGUUUUGGAAUUCAUUCCUAGAAGGAGAAUGGUUCUCGUCUGUGGUAGUGUCCAUCAGGGUCUUUGUACAUUUUUGAAUAGCUACCAUAUUGAUAUCGAGGAAAAGUUUUAUAAAGAUUCUUUUCAAAACUACAUCGGAAGUGAGAAAGGUACCAUCUUGAUUCCUUUUAAAACGGAAGACCAGUCGGACGACCAUUACUUCGUCGGAAGGAGUUGGGACGGUCGGAGAAUGGAGCAUACAUUUCCGGAAUUUUCGUUCAUGGAAAUUUACAACCGAACCACAGACCCUCUCCAGCAGUGGGAAUUUCGAAACACAACAAUGUUUUCUUCCGCGGGUUUAUGCCACCAUAAACGGCAGAAUUCCGCAACUCGAUUUAUUUUCGGUUUCAGCACUAAUGAAUUUAUCUUCAGCAUAUACAAUCAAGCUAGAACUGCUUCCAAUGGUACGCUUUUCCAAACAAAAAUAUCGAGAAUUUGCAAGAACGAUAAAUACAUGGAUUCUUUUAAUGAAGUUAUUUUAGAAUGCAACCAACACAACAUAGCAACCGCUGCUUACUAUGCAACGACAAAUGAAACAUCUGUUCUUUAUGUGGCAUUUAGCAAAAGUCUCUAUUCUACUGAGGCAUUACCAAACAAUUCAGCGGCCGUUUGUCAGUUCCCCCAGCAAGAUAUAGACAGGAUGUUCAAUAACCUGCUGAAGUUUUGUUAUAUUAACGCCGAUGCCAUUACUCCACCUGAUUGGUCAACGUGCGGAGAAACCAAAGCUUGUACAAAGACAAAUUCACAAAAUUACUGCAGCAAUCGAAAAGCCCAGAAAGCAAACCCUGGGAUACAAAGACUGACGAAACCUCACUACGAGCCCAGUGGCAUUGUCUAUCAGGAAUCACAUACAAUAUUCACCUCGAUUUUUGCCCAUCAAGUAAACCCCCGGGCCAUCGUUGUGUGGAUUGGAACGUUUGAUGGAUAUAUCCUUAAAGUUAACAUGGAACAGCAAUUUAGAGACAGAAAACCGUACGUUAAGUAUGAUCUGAGUCAGAAUAGAAGCCAGAGAAUAGAACCUCAUCACCUUUCUGACCACAAUGACACCAAACACAUCGUAUUCUUGCAUGGAAACAAGGCAUCAAAAUUUCCAUUGCUUUCAUGCCAAGUUUAUACAACUUGCGGCACAUGCUUGAAGACAAUUGAUCCUUUAGGAUGUGGUUGGUGCAAUGAUUUUUGUUUGAGGAAGGACGAUUGCCAAUUUGUCUGGCAUGAUGAUAGCUGUCCCCCUCUUGUAUACCAAGUAUAUUCAGCUAGCGGUCCAAUAGAAGGGUUUACACGUCUUAGGAUAGAAGGAGAAAAUUUUGGAGAUUUCCCUUGGUCAAAAGUAAACGUUACCAUUGGUGAAAAGAACGCCUGCAAUGUGAUGAAUAAAACACGUACAAGUAUUGAGUGUUUAACGAUUGCACACGAUGAUAGGACUGUACUGGUUACUGUCAAAGCAACCAUUGGUGGCAUCCUGAAAAGCUCUGCAGUUAGAGAGUUUCCAAUUUUGGUCACGAGACCUUAUCUGAGUUACACCUAUUCUCUAUUUGGGUCUCGGCGUGGAAACACAGUACUUACAUUAGAAGGCAACAAUCUGGACACUGGAUUUUCGACAAAAGUACUGAUUUCCGAUAUUUCCUGUGUGAUUACGAGUAAAAACCAGACACAUAUAGAAUUCAAAACAAGAGCAUGUUGGGAAAUCAUACAAGGAAAGAACAUGACCUGCAAUGAAUGUUUCCCAAUUACAGUCAAGAUAAACGAUGACGUCAUAACAAGUUCAAAUGACACAUUUUGUUAUACAAACGAUCCACAAAUUAUAAGUGUGUCAAGGAAUACAACAAUAAUGAGUGGGGGUCUGAAAUUGGUUGUGAGAGGCACACACUUUGGAAAUGCGAAUUCAUACUCGCUAAAUUUAAGAUCAAUGGAAACAUCUGAAACAAUAUAUACCAUUUGUGAACUGUUUAAUGAGAACCUAAUUUGCCCGACACCUGAUCUAUCGAAAAACAUCAGAAGAUGGGAAACAAAGUUAGAGAUGUGGAUAAUGAUUGAUGAUGAUGAUUAUUAUUGGAAAAAAUGGGCCGGUGACGCUCCUCAUUAUAUGACAGUUUAUCCAGAUCCCGUGUUUGAAAGCUUCAAUACCAUCCUCAGAAAUGACGGGUCAAAGGUGGAAAAUCAUUUAUUGGUCUAUGGACAGGAAUUGAAUAAGGUUCUUCAACCUCAAGAUAUCUCAAUCAAUUUCAACAUACCCGUACAGGCUGUGUCGCCAACGUAUUUGAGAUGUGAUUUGACGGAGAUCGAUCCCAAACAUUAUGCAGACGACAAGAAAGAUGUUUUGACUAUUAAGGUUGGAAACGUAAAAGCCAUUUUAGGAAUAAAGGAAUUAAAGCAACACAAAGGUAUUCUUAGAGAACAUUUACACUCUUUUCCAAACGAAUUAGGUAUUAAUUAAUAAACUGAAUUGUAAC